Puccinia graminis f. sp. tritici CRL 75-36-700-3 is the source of this 2823-nucleotide messenger RNA. RefSeq lists its product as uncharacterized. The record is from RefSeq and is a predicted model, not a curated record. The transcript has 14 exons. The coding region runs from base 205 to 2823 and encodes 872 amino acids. Lineage: Eukaryota; Fungi; Basidiomycota; Pucciniomycetes; Pucciniales; Pucciniaceae. Gene Ontology annotation, molecular function: phosphatidylinositol binding.
AGAUUGUCUUGUCUCAUCUCGAUCAAGCAGGACACACUCACCACUUCGAUCGAUCCUCUCAUCCUUCCACCACCCACACAAACCAAACUCAUCAAUCCACCCCCAUCUCCCAAUCCCAAGCCAGGGGGCCGGCAAUCUAUCGACGGCUUAUCGAUCUAAUCAUUCCUAGGAAACAGUGCUUUGAUUGCUCCAUUCGAUCAGGCCAUGCCUGAACAAUCCUUCACCGCAUUCGACCUUCAUUCUCUCAACAAAAUUCUCGCCAGCUUCGAGCUCCAGCGGGAAUGGAAAGAACUAUCGCGAGUCAAUUCACUCAAGGCCAUUGGCUAUCCAUUCGACCAAUCCCUUCAACAACCUAUUCAGCAACCUACACCCGUUCUUAAGAAGCAACCCUCGAGGAUAAGUACGGUCCUCAGCUUCUUUGGCUCGCCAAGUGCCCCCCCAUCUGCCCGAUCGGUCAGCGAGGCCGAAUCACAGCUUGGUUCCAAUCUCAGGGAGCGCCAGGCGGUCCGGGACCGGGCUAAGGGUGAUGUCGAUCAGCUACCCCUGUUUAGAUUGAUGAUCCAACGAGUCUGGGGUGCCUUUCCUGGGCUCAUUGAUCUACCUAUCGAAACUUGGCUGGGCAUCGAGCGAUUCAUCCUCGACUUCAAUUCUCGCAAUUUUUCGACGAGCCGCGAACGUAGACAAUUCACCAAACGUGCGGUGAUCUCCAUCGGGUUUACUAAGUUGUUAUCAAGCUACAUCACUUCGAUCAUCAGCUUUCAAAAUCAGCUUAGUCUACCAACCAGGCCGUCACAAGAGGACCUCGACUUAGUUUCCCAGUUGCCCCAGUUAAUCUCCACGUUUGGUAGUAGGAUCAAGUUCGUUGAGAGGAAAAAUGAUGAGUUUCUCGUAUUAUACCGGAAGAAAACUGGGAGACCCAAGCUACCUAUCGACUCCAGUGCAGGUGAAAAUUUGUCACUGAAUGUGGGAAUAAGUGUGAUUGGAUGGUCGGCGCUUUGUGACCUGCUCAAAACAAUUGACCCAAGCACCGGACAUCAUGAUAGGCAAACUAGCAUUUCGCUACUCCGACGGGUUUUCCACAUUCAAUCCUCCCAAGCCGAGAAGCUGUACCAAGUCCUUGAGGCUGCCCAUCCCAAUCCUUCAUCUCCAGAUGACGAAAUCAAGAAUGAGCUGGAUAAAUUCCUUGCUGAUGAACGCGGCUUCCAAACAGACUGGAUCAGUACUGGGAAGAGAGUGUCCGAAGCCAAGGAAGGAUACAAGAAUUUUCUCACAAAAAUCGUCCAUCAUGACGGUGAGAUAGAUAAAAUGUACAAAUUGAUCACCGAGCACGAACGACUUGAAACCGUCUUGGCCCUGGACCCGAUGUACGAACAAGCCCAAACUUGGACGAUCAUGUGGAUCGCUUACAUGCUCCAUUUCGUCUUCAUCACUGGACCUGACGGCGAUGAGGUUUGCGAGUUGUUCAUUAAAAUCGAUAAACUCGUGCCAUAUGAGUUAAUCAAACAGGGCCUGAAGAUUAUAAACCCUACGCUAGCAAUCAGGACUACGGUGGCGUUGAUUUUGGGCCAGCCAUUCGGCUCUUUAAGUCUUUUUCAAAGAAUAUUGGACAGCAUUGUCAGACAUGAAAUACGAUGUUAUGAUAAGAAAAUCGAAACGGUUGUUCAAUCCAGCUAUCCCCCAGUCACCCAUCCGUCGGAGCUUAGUAGGAUGAAAUCACUUGCAGCUAUCAAAAAGUUCGUUUAUUUGCCUGAGGAAGAGAAACGGAAAACUCGUGCUGAAUUUGAUCAAAGUGACGAAGACAUGAUCAUCUUGAUCCUUCGUUGGUCGAAAGAUUUUGAUGAGGUCGAGCUACAAAGCGUUCAAGAAAGUGAAAAAAUCUUCAACAAUUCGAGUGGCUCACUGGCCGAUGCCAAUCUGUUUCAUGAUCUUAUUAUCCUUCUCCGCUUAGUCAGUUUAAAGCGAGAUCGAGAACAAAUCAUUGAGAUGAUAACGGAGCCCAAUAAUCCGAUUAUCCGGACGAUCAAGCAAAUCCUAGAGAUCUAUUAUCCAACGAUUUACAAGGUCGCCCUGGCCUCAGACUUGUCCAAGAAGUUUGGACAGACCGAAGCUUUUCUGAAAGACUUGGUCCAGUUAUUGGUCAGACGGAAAGAGGAGGAGGUCUCGGUUGACAAGCUGGUUAAACUUCUUGAUCAGCAUAAACAGUCCUACUGGUCUUUUCUGAAUGAUUUAGUUAGAUGUGAAAACCUUUGUGACCCGAUGAAAGAAUGGAUUCAAUCUUGCUUCGAUCUAGUCAAAUCGGGGCUAAACGAAUCUGAGGCAGCCUCUGGGAGCGGAAGGUUUGGGAUUGAGCUUGAGGAGCUCAGAUCCGCUGCACCCAUCGAAGCUCUUAUAGCCGAAUCGAGAUCACUAUCGACAUACAACCGAUUGAUCAAGAUGAUCGACAACAUCCAAUACCGGCUCGUCCUUUGCUCUUCUCCAUUCACCUUGGAGACUCACUUUUCGUCCCAAGCUUUCCACAUCUUGACCGAGCUCGACCAGCUCCCCUUCGCCCGCCAUCUCGAUCAGUCAGCCAGAGAUGCUCGUCCGCCCUUGCCCUUCGGUUGGGCUUGGUGGAUUGACGAACAGAAAGUAUGCGGGAAGGGUGGAGAUAGGGUGAACGAUGAUGGGGCAGAGGUGCAAGGAUCGCCCAUUAAGGAUGAUCAACCACUCGGUCCCAGUCGGCUGGUCGUCAACUCAGAUUUACAUGAAUUGAAGAAACGGGCGAGCGUUUACUUAGAGCUGCUUAUGAAGUCUGUCCAUCUCUUCGAUCGACCAACUCCUUGA